This is a messenger RNA of Lactuca saligna, 385 nucleotides long. The record is from the annotation of a GenBank genome assembly. NCBI's taxonomy places the organism in Eukaryota, Viridiplantae, Streptophyta, Magnoliopsida, Asterales, Asteraceae.
AUGGAAGCGACGGUGGCUCCAAAGAAAAAAGACGCCACACCGGUGACUUUAGGGAUGGAAGAUAACAAUGAUGAGUGGUGCGAGAUCCUCCCCUCGUACUUUUCUGCUUCUCAAUCCCAUUCUGAUAAUUUGUUAACAGUUGCACACACUCUAUGCAUCUACUCUCUAUGCAUCUCAGGUUUCGUUGUUCCAGCAAUGAACCAAGAUUUAUCAACAUUUUCACCUUCGACAGCAAGGAGGAUUCACCAACUCUUGUUACGGUUCAUGGAUAUGCAGCUGCUUAGGGCUUCUUCUUCAGAAAUUUUGAUGCUUUCGACAAUUUGAGCUCUAAUGAUGGUUCACAAAAUGAUCAAGUUGGUAUGAAUUCUGAAGUUGCAUAUGUAAU